Messenger RNA from Aspergillus campestris IBT 28561, 4026 nucleotides. RefSeq names its product ABC transporter ATP-binding protein. Gene Ontology annotation, molecular function: ABC-type transporter activity; ATP binding; ATP hydrolysis activity. Bases 73 to 3954 code for a protein of 1293 amino acids. The record is from RefSeq and is a predicted model, not a curated record. Gene Ontology annotation, biological process: transmembrane transport. The transcript is spliced from 11 exons. Gene Ontology annotation, cellular component: membrane. Lineage: Eukaryota; Fungi; Ascomycota; Eurotiomycetes; Eurotiales; Aspergillaceae.
GCGACCGGGUUGAGCGAUCUUCAUGUCAAUAAUUCUCUACUGGUGUCUGGGGAUUCUUCCGACCUAGUGAAGAUGUCCUCAUCAUCUUCGCCGAUGGAGGAACGGCCAGGGUCGCCCGUCUCCAAAGAGAAGGAGAAGAAUAUCGACCAGCAGCCGGAAGAAUCCAGUCUUUCCGUGGACAAAGGGGAGGAUAUCACGAAGCCGGCUUCCCUAGCGAGCUAUCUGAGAAUCCUUUCGUAUGGCACCCGAAAUGGGGGCCUCGUUGCUAUGAUCGUGGGCUUGAUCUGUGCCAUGGGCUCGGGAAUUGCCCUCCCACUGAUGACUAUCAUAUUUGGGAAGAUUGUCGGAGACUUCAAUUCAUACACCGCGCCAGGACAAAAUUCAAACCAGCAAUCGUUCACGUCGACGAUCAACAGAAACAGUCUAUACAUAGUAUACCUUUUCAUCGGCAAAUUCGUCCUCACCUAUAUCUCUAUGAUAUGCUUCAGAAUCAUCAGUCUCUACGCCUCGGCCGCCCUGCGCCUUGAAUAUACACAUUCGUUGUUUUCGAUGCCCGUCAGCAAGUUGGAUGAGAUCUCGGUUGGCACCGUCUCUAACGCGAUCACCGCCCAGUCCAACACGAUACAGCAGAGUGUUUCGGAUCGCCUGGCAAUUCUCUUCCAGUCGUUGGCGCUACUUAUCUCGGCGUAUGCGAUCGCGUUUCGAUAUUCCUGGGCCAUGACACUGGUCGUUAGCUCCGCCAUCCUCUUCGUGGUCCUAUGCUUUUGCCUCACCGUCCCCUUUAUGAUCAAGGGACAACAGUACACGGACCAGGCAGAUAACAAACAUGCCGCUAUUGCCGCUGAUGCCUUUGCCUCGAUCCGCACGGUCUUCUCCCUGGGCGCCGAGGGCCCGCUGAGUCGGAAGCACUCCCAGUGGAUCGAUGAGUCCUGUAGACGGGGGCUGAGGAUGUCGGUGAUGACAGGAAUCCAUCUCGCCGCGUUGUUUUUCGCGAUGUAUGUUAGCUUUGCUCUGGCAUUCUGGUUCGGGCUGAAACUUUACCGGGAUGGAAACAUCGCGAACAUUAACACCGUCAUUACGGUCUUCUUCUCCGUGCUCCUCGUCGUGACGAUUAUGGGAGGCAUUGCCUCCCCCCUGAUGGCCAUUUCCAAAGCUGUUAGCGCAUCGGGGUCCUUCUUCGGCGUGAUCGACUCCGAGCGUGCCCCCACCACCGGGCUUCGGGAACCCGAGGUCACGAGCCAGGCAGAUAUCGUCUUCGAGAACGUCACCUUUGCCUAUCCCACUCGCGCGGAGACCCAAGUUCUCAAGGAUCUCAGUGUACGGCUCCCGCGGAGUAAGACCACGGCGCUCGUCGGUCCGUCGGGCUCGGGGAAGAGCACCAUUGUUGCCCUAGUUGAGAGAUGGUAUCAGCUACAAGGCCCCACAGAUCUUGAGAAAGAAACCACGAGUGGACGAAUCUUCGUUGGUGAACACGAUAUCAACGACCUGGACGUGAAAUGGUGGCGCUCCCAAGUGGGGCUGGUGCAACAAGAACCCUUCCUAUUUAACGAAUCGAUCUUCCAAAACGUGGCUUUCGGCUUGAUAGGCUCUAAAUGGGAGAAUGAGUCGGAGGCUGUCAAAUUGGAGAUGGUCAUCGAGGCGUGCAAGGAAUCAUAUGCGGACGAAUUCGUGGAGCGCCUUCCCGAGCGGUAUUCCACGAGAGUCGGCGAAGGUGGCAUCAAUCUGAGCGGCGGGCAACGCCAGAGGCUUGCCAUCGCUCGAAGCAUCGUCGGCCAGCCGUCUAUCUUAAUCCUUGAUGAGGCGACCAGUGCCAUCGAUGUUCGUGGCGAGAAAAUUGUCCAGGCCGCCCUGGAUCGUGUUUCCAAGGACCGCACGACCAUUAUGAUAGCCCAUCGUCUGUCGACAGUUCGCCGCGCUGACAAUAUUGUGGUGAUGAAGAAUGGGACGUGCGCGGAGCAAGGCUCUCACCAAGAAUUAAUGCUCCACGGUGGAGUCUACCAAGACCUCGUCAACGCGCAACAGUUGGAGCCCCUGGUCGGGUCGGAAGAGCCUGCCGCGGUGGACAAGGUUAUCUCGCAGAAAGAAGAGCUCCUUCACCCGGAGGAAUAUCCCGCCGAUGAGAAGGAGGAAGGCUCUGUGAAGGAGACGAAAACAAAAAGCAGGGGCUUUAUGCGGAGCGUGGGCACCAUACUUUACGAGCACCGCAAGUACUGGUUAUUGUUUGUGGUGGUUAUCAUCAGCGCUAUUGGAGGCGGAUCUGGCUACGCACUGCAGAGCUGGCUGUUUGCCAAACUGAUACAGGUCUUCCAGUUCAAGGGACAGAAGCUAGUUGACGGCGCCAAUUUUUGGGCCCUCAUGUUCUUCAUUCUGGCCCUUGCAAUGGCGGUCUUCUAUUUCGUACUGGGCACAGCUACCAACACGAUUUCUAUGCGUGUCGGAACGACCUAUCGUAAAGAGUAUUUUGCCAACAUCCUCAAAAGACCGGUGUCGUUCUUUGAUCGCGAUGAAAACUCCUCCGGUACACUCAUCUCGCGCCUCUCCUUAGAUCCCAAACAGGUGCAGGAUCUACUAGGUCCUAUGGGCGUGUUCCCCCUCAUCUCUGUUUUCAACGUGACGGGGUGUGUUAUCAUCUCAUUCAUCUUCGGCUGGAAACUGGCGGCGGUUACAUUCUUUGGGGCGAUGCCCUUUAUCCUGCUGGCAGCUUUCAUGCGCAUCCGCCAUGAGACACAUUUCGAAUCGAUGAACGCUGCGGUAUACGCGGACAGCUCCAAGUUUGCGACCGAGGCGAUCCGGGCAUUCCGCACAGUCACCGCUCUGACCAUGGAGGACACGAUCAUUCAGCGAUAUUCAAACCUGCUUAGAGAGCAACGCGCCAAAGCUUUUCGGAAGUCGUGGUACGCGACCUUAGUCUUUGCAUUCUCCGACAGUGUCGAGCUCUGUGCCAUGGCACUCACUUUCUGGUACGGCGGGCAGCUCCUGGGAUCCCAUGAAUACGGGGGGGUUGCAUUCUUCGUGGUGUACAUCGCCAUCAUCCAGGGCGGGCAGGCGGCAGGCCAAUUUCUCUCGUUCGGACCCAACGUCGCACAAGCUAGAUCGUCUGCAAACCGGAUUUUCGCAUCGCGAAAGCCGGUCGAGGGUCAGCUUGAAGAUCCAGCCGCCGAACCAAUGCCACCCGACCUACGCCCAUCGGUCGAGCUGAGGGACGUCUCGUUCAGCUACCCUGGCCGCAACGUGUUGACAUUCGACAAACUCAAUGUUUCCAUCGACAGCGGCCAAUUCGUCGCAUUUGUCGGUCCUUCGGGCUGCGGCAAGUCCACGACUAUCUCCCUUCUGGAGCGGUUCUACGACCCCACAGAGGGCCAGAUCCUCUUCGGUGGCCGGGACAUAACCGCCAUCCAGCGCACGUCCUACCGGCGGUCAUUGUCGCUAGUGGCGCAGGAACCGAAGCUAUUCGAGGGGACCAUUCGCGACAAUCUGCUUCUCGGUAUCGAGGGCACGCAGGGGGCGCAAAGCGAAGAACGCCUGAUCCAAGCGUGCAAGGACGCCGAGAUCCACGACUUCAUCACCUCUCUCCCCGACGGAUACCUGACGGAGCUGGGCGUCAACGCGCAGGCAUCGCUGAGCGGCGGGCAAAAGCAAAGACUUUGUAUUGCGCGCGCUCUUCUCCGCAACCCGCGCCUCCUGCUCCUCGACGAAGCGACCUCCAGCCUGGACUCCCAAUCCGAGAAGCUUGUGCAACAAGCCAUGGAACGGCUUGCGGGGACCAAGAGCAUGACUAUCAUCGCCGUAGCGCACCGCCUGGCGACGAUCCAAAAGGCCGACGUGAUCUUUGUGUUUGGCGAGGGAGCGCCCGGUCGGGGGUCGACGAUCCUCGAACAGGGGUCCCACCAUGAGCUGCUCCGGAACAAGGGUGCUUAUUGGCAAAUGUGUCAAGCGCAAGCCCUAGAUCGGUAGCGGUCGGCCAUGUGGCGUGAUAUACCCUCCUCUCCGUGUUUAGUAUAGAAGCUUGUAGUGUAGUAUAUCCCC